Messenger RNA from Zingiber officinale, 414 nucleotides. RefSeq lists its product as uncharacterized. Bases 1 to 414 code for a protein of 137 amino acids. The transcript is spliced from 2 exons. The record is from RefSeq and is a predicted model, not a curated record. Lineage: Eukaryota; Viridiplantae; Streptophyta; Magnoliopsida; Zingiberales; Zingiberaceae.
AUGCCGAAGUUCGCAAAGUUCUUAAAGGGUAUCUUGUCUAACAGGAGGCAGAAGGGUGACUUCGAGACCGUAGUGUUAACAGAGAAUUGCACCGCUCUCUUUACGGCAAAUUCUUCACCAAAGCUUCAGGAUCCAGGAAGUUUCUCCAUACCGUGCAAGAUUGGAUCUAAACUGAUACCGAGAGCUUUUUGCGACUUGGGGGCCAGCGUUAGCCUACUUCUAUACUCUUUAUGCAAGAAGUUGGGCCGCCAGAACAUUAAACUGACCACUAUGGCACUGCAACUAGCUGACCAUUCAUGCAGAUACCCAAUGGGAAUAGUGGAAGACGUGCUAGAUGUGCAGAGCCUCCACAAGCUGGCCGUGAGCAUUUCAUGGGUGUGGAGGCGUCAGAGGGACCGAAAGAGUGAAAGGUGA